Messenger RNA from Nezara viridula (southern green stink bug), 3064 nucleotides. The record is from the annotation of a GenBank genome assembly. NCBI's taxonomy places the organism in Eukaryota, Metazoa, Arthropoda, Insecta, Hemiptera, Pentatomidae.
CUUAUGGUCUUCCCGUGUGUACUUGUGUCAGUUAAUAUUUUGAAUGAUUUUCAGUGUCUGUUAGUCCAUUUAUUGUUUCCUAUUUAAGUUUAAGUUUCUGCAGUUUUUUUGUUGUUGUUAUUACUUUUGAAAUAAUACAGCACCCUCAUUUUUGAGAUGCUGUGUUUACCUCGACUUGGCUAAGUAGGAGCAUGUCAGGAACACGUGUGUUAUAUCGAAGAAUCGUCUGCGAGGUUCUUAAGUUGUCAUGAAUUCUGUGGUCAACGUUUAUUUUUACGUUAUUCAUUUAAGAAAUCGUACAAUGUAACUAUAAUAGUGAUAAUGUACUGAAGUCUUUAUUUUGUUCGACGUUAUUGAACUUUCUCUUUAUUACAAAAAAAAGUGUCAUUUGACCCCAAUUUUGUUUUUAUUUGGAAAAAUAAUGCAUUUUUUCCAAAAAUACCUUCUGCCUAAAUUCAGAUUAAUAUUGUGACAGUGUGUUGAAGAAUGGGGAAGAGAAGAACACGCCAACAGUCUUCUAACGGAGUUGUGAAUGAGGAUUCUUCAGAAUCAGAUGGAGGCCAAAAUUCUGACAAAUCGCUAACUGCUGUUAAAGUAUGUCAACAUGCUGGAAAAUCAAUUGAGCAAAACCAAGUUAAAAAGAAUAUUCAUUUGGAAGAUAUAGAAAAUAAUAAUUUCUGCCUUAUUUGCAGUAAACAAGGACAAUCAAUAAAGGGAGAGGAUGUUUGGGUAUGUUUGCGCUGUGGUGCCAAAGCUUGUUCCUUAGACCAUUCUCAACGUCACAAUGAAAUACCUCAUUCUGAUUCUCAUGCUCUGUCAUUAAAAUUGUCGGAUAAGACAGUUUGGUGUCAUUUAUGCAAAAGUGAGAUCCCUGCCUCUUCCAAUAAAAAAUUAAAAGGAUGUGUUAAUAAUGUUGAAAACAUGUAUGAGAAGUAUCUUCAGGGACCAACUCCACCACAAAAAAAUGGAGCAACAAAAAUGGAAGCAAUCAAUGAAGAGGAAAAAGAAAAUAAAGUGCUCGAAGCCAUUCCUCUUCUUCCUCCAAAAAUAAGGACUCCUCCUCCGUAUGGUUCACCAGUUAGGGGUCUAGCAAAUUUGGGAAACACAUGCUACUUCAAUUCUGUUAUUCAGUGCUUAGCACAAACUCCUAACCUCACUAAAACAUUAAAAGAAAUGGAAAUAUCAGAUAAAGAAGUAAAUAUUCAUCUGAAAAGUGGCAGAACUCUCUCAGGUACACUAGAGAAGUGGGAUGCUCUAUGUGAGUCGCUAUGUGAAACCCUUUGUGAAGUGAAAGCAGGAGGCUCGACCUAUGUACCACAGAAGCUGCUAUCACUCCUGAGGAAAAGGGUACCUCAGUUCAGAGGCAGUGAUCAACAUGACUCUCACGAACUGCUCCGUCAUCUCCUUGACUCUGUCAGGGGCCAGGAUCUCAAGAGAUAUAGAAGACUGAUGCUUAAUGAACUUGGACUUAAUGGUCUAGAAAAUACAGAAAAAGUAGAUGCCGAGAAAACAAAAGAACUUAAACAAUUAGAUCGAGAGGUAACUGACACUAUAAUGCUGAUACCUGAUCAAGUCUUCCGUGGGUUUCUUGUGAGCAGGCUUGAAUGUCAAGAAUGCCAUCAUUCUUCUGAGUGCGUCGAAUCCUUCCUUGACUUUUCCUUACCUGUAACUUCAGAGAAGCCACAGCCACCAUCUCUUAGGCGGAAAGGAUGUGGUGGUUCUGAAGAUAAAAGUGGAAGCUCAGUUAUGUCAAAGCAUCAAUUGAAGAAAGAAAGGAAAAUGGAAAGGAAAAAGAAUCGUGGAAAACAUCAUAACCAACCUCAAACGAAGAAGAUCCAAGGGCCAACGAUGGGACAAGGAGAAUCUAUUCUUCCUAUUUCUGAGAAAGGUGAAAGUGAUGUUGACGGUGAUGUAGAAAGUGAAGGCAGUGAUAGGAAGUUUGGGACAGGAGAAGGGGAGUUGAAGAAUACUAACAACAUUCCUAAUGACUCAGGGUCUGCUCCUGAUAGCCCCAAAUUGAUGCGAAGGACCAAAAUGGAUCUCGGUAUCGACUACACUAAGUUUCCCCUCUGCAAUGGUCUUCCAGAUAUUUCAAAACUCGGUUUAAGUGAUCCUUCUCAACCUGAAUUGAAGACAAUUGUGAGAGAUGCUGCUACCAUUGUUAAAGAGGACCCGAUGUGGGAGUCGCGAUUAAGAGAGGAUAAUGACCUUUCCUUGGAAGCAGCUGAGGAGGAAAACAAAGAAGUUAAACCUGCUGAAUCUUCAGAUGAUCUAGGGAGAAUAUCUGAAGAGGCUGAUGAACCAAGUGAGGAAGAGGACGUACUGGUGGGGAGCCUGUUUGACGAAGUGAACUGCACGGACUCUUCAGGAGAAUGCUCCAUACAGACUUGCCUAGCACAGUUUACUGGCAUUGAACUGAUGACUGGUAGUAAUAAAGUCGGCUGUGAGCAGUGUACUGCACGGGCCAAUAAAGGCAACAAAGAAGGAAAGACAGUCUACACUAUGUCUACUAAACAGUUUCUCAUAGCGGAAGCACCACCUGUCUUGAUCCUUCACCUCAAGAGGUUUCAAGUACAGAUGUCAUCGUUCAGGAAGCUCAACAGGCACGUUUCGUUCCCGCUGGAACUGGACCUUAGUCCGUUCUGCAAGGAUGAUCUUAGAAAGAAAAAUCCAAAGAAACUUGUAUAUAGCCUAUUCGGAAUUGUAGAACACAGUGGAACUUUCAAUGGAGGCCAUUAUGUUGCCUAUGUUAAGGUUGACAGUGGCCAGUGGUUCUGUAUUAGUGAUUCCCAUGUCACCGAAGUUAAAGAAACCAGAGUUUUUCAAGCCCAGGCGUACCUUCUGUUCUACAAAUCUGUAUAGUGUAUUAACUGAAUAAAUAUAAUAAACGUGGUGCAUUAUUUAUGUAUAUUUAAAUUCAAUUGUAUAAUAAUCGAAAAAUGUCGUACUUUUGAUCAUUGGAAAACAAUUUUGAUAUCAGUUUAUUACCAACCUUGUAGAUAUAUAAGAUAUUUAAUAAUUUAACUUUAUUUCCUUUUUACUUUUUUUUUUGUGAGUGUUUUUC